Messenger RNA from Monopterus albus (swamp eel), 1889 nucleotides. Its product is annotated as AT-rich interactive domain-containing protein 3B-like. The transcript has 7 exons. Gene Ontology annotation, cellular component: nucleus. The record is from RefSeq and is a predicted model, not a curated record. NCBI's taxonomy places the organism in Eukaryota, Metazoa, Chordata, Actinopteri, Synbranchiformes, Synbranchidae. Bases 288 to 1889 code for a protein of 533 amino acids. Gene Ontology annotation, molecular function: DNA binding. Gene Ontology annotation, biological process: regulation of transcription by RNA polymerase II.
AAAAAGCGAGUGAAGGGAGUUACAUCAGCGCUUUCCGAGACAUGAGGUCGGGCCAUCUUCCAGUCGGUCCCCUUUUGUAUUAAAGCAGAAAAUCGGGGAAGACAGACAGAGAGAGGGAGACAGGCACAAUUGGAGAGGUCGUCCAGAAGACUGCAUCCAGCGCCUUUCUGCUUCAUUCUGAGGUGCAUGUACGCUCUUUGUGCCCCCGUGCGCGCGCGUGUGUUUGCAAGUGUUUGAACAAUUGCCAGAAACAAGGGAAGAAGGAGGAUAGAGCCAAGGAAAGAGGGAUGGUGGACAAUUCAAGCAGUAGUAAAGCACAAAUGCCCAACAUGUCUCAGGAGCCUGGUGUGGCCUUUCCUCAGAGCACCUCUACAGGGGGCAUGAAAUUGGAGGCAGUGAUGGAGCAGCUCCAGCGUCAGCAGCAGGCCCGACUGGAAAUGGAGCGCAAGGAGAGGAAGCUGCGAGAGGCCCACAUCAUGUACGCUCAGCAGGUUGCCACCCAGCAGGCCAUCCUGGCGGCCACUCGGGCUUCUGGGGCCUGCUUCAUGAGCAAAAGCCUGGCUGCAGGCAUCCCUGGCACCGGGCUGCCUCCCCAGGUUUCCAAUCAGAGCAGUGCGGACUCUGAAAAAGAUGAUGAUGAUGAUGAUAGAGGCCGGGAUUCUGGGGAUGAGGAUGAUGACAAUGAGAUGAUGGAGGGAGAUGAGGGCAGUGAUGAGGAUGACGUAAGCACCAGUGGUCUGGAGUUCCUACGAACGCAGACGCUUGCUUUGCAGCAAAAUGCCUCCCGCAUCCCAGCCCGUCCGUUUAGCAGUUACUCUGCUUCGGCCCCCCAGAGACCUGCAUCACCACCUGUCAGAGUGAAGCAGGAACCUGACGAGGGUCUGUCUCCGGCAGGGACUCAAUCUGCUACCUCUCCUAAUGGGCAGGCCGAGUGGGGCUUUGAUGAUCACUUCAGACAGAAUGGGAGUGCAGGUUGGGCAGAUGAUGCUGACAGUAGCAGAGGAAGAGGAGAGGCCUCCAGAGACUUUGCAAAGUUGUAUGAGCUGGACAAUGACCCCAAAAGGAAGGAGUUUUUGGAUGAUCUCUUCACCUUCAUGCAGAAAAGAGGAACCCCCGUCAAUCGUAUCCCCAUCAUGGCCAAACAGGUACUGGAUCUAUACAUGCUGUACAAGCUAGUGACAGAGAAGGGAGGCCUUGUCGAAGUUAUCAACAAGAAGAUUUGGAGAGAAAUCACAAAGGGACUGAACUUGCCUACCUCUAUCACCAGUGCAGCUUUCACCCUGCGUACACAGUAUAUGAAAUACCUGUACCCUUAUGAAUGUGAGAGGAAAGGCCUCAGCUCCCCGGGUGAGCUUCAGGCUGCCAUCGACAGUAACCGACGCGAGGGUCGUCGUCCAAGCUACAGUAGCAGCCUCUUCCGCUUCUCUCCCUCUCCCAGCACAGCUCCCCACAUCCUCUCACCUCCCAAGGUGCACUUUUCAGCUCUGGGAGCUGGGACCUCAGGGGCCCACAAUGGCAUGCAGGCCUCACCAGGACAUUCUCUGAAGAAAGAAGAGCUGACCCCCCCCAUCAUGCCAGCUAGACCCUCCAUGGCGCUGGCCUUGGGUCAGCAGCACGUUGCUGGUUUGGCAAGAGCUGCCACGCUGGAGCAGCUGAGAGAAAAGCUGGAGACCAGUGGCGGAGGAGAGGGGCCUGAGAGGAAGAUGGCCCGCCUGGCAGAGGAGCAGCAACGCCUGAUGCAGCAAGCUUUCCAGCACAACCUGUUGGCCAUGGCUUCCCAAAUGCCUGUGAACCUGCGGCUGGGAAACCCCCCCAUCACCACCAGAGGGUUACCAUUAAAAGAAUGUAGAAUUGACAAAAUCCCAGUGAUAUUUGCCUCAUAUGCAUAA